GUAUAGAUUUCGAUCGUGGAAAAUUCAGAUUCCAUAGCGAAGAAAAGAAAGGCGGCGGAUUCAAAAGAACACACCAUACAAAUCAAAGACGGAGCCUUUAAGCAAUUUCGUUUAAUUAAAUCUUUGGAACCAACAAAUCCUCUCAAACUGAUUGAAUGAGAAACCCUCCUCCGUCUCUGCUCUCCCUCACCGUCAACGCCGCCGUCUUAAACCUCUCUCGCAUCAACGAUCUCUCACAUCUACCUGAUCACAUCCUCCUUGACCUCUUCGCAAGGACACUGAAAGCUGGGAAAUUGAAUGAGAGAGUUCUGAGACUCUUUAUGGCAUCUGGAAACGAAGAAGUUCUUUCUGUUAUCGACGCCCUCAAAAUCAAAAUCAACAUUUCCCCGAUCCUUCCUACUCGAUGUGAUGAGAAGUUUAGAUUGAACGGGACUAGGCGUUAGGUGAAGGGUGGAUGAUUAUCGCGAUGAGCGAGUUUGGAAACUCGGUCCGAUGUGUUAAAAGGUUAGUUCCUGAUUGCAGUUUUCGGAUCAUUUAGGCAGAAACAACAAAUCUGGACAACUGCAGAGAUACAUUGCCUGAUUGAAGUCUGUAUUUUUCUUCUCUUUGUGUGUAAAUAUUAAACGAAGGGGUUCAAAUUAUAUAUAAGCUUCUUCUUUUUUCCGUUCCUUUGAACUCUUAUGCAGUCAUAGAAGCUUCUUGUCUGCUGCAGAGUUUUGUUAUAAGUUUCUAGUUUUGAUAGGUUGGUUAUCUGAAUUCCAAGUCCAUGUUUCAUAUAAAGAUCUAGUAAUUAG
Messenger RNA from Arabidopsis arenosa, 794 nucleotides. The record is from the annotation of a GenBank genome assembly. Lineage: Eukaryota; Viridiplantae; Streptophyta; Magnoliopsida; Brassicales; Brassicaceae.